UGUAGCCGUGUAUGCGCUCCACGUACCUCAACUGUUAUCAUUUCUCUUCUUCCUUACACUCUCUCUCUAUAUAUAUAAAUCCACGCAACACCCGAUCUCUGCACUGCAGUCCAUCACAGAGACGACACAGAGUUUUAGUAGAGAGAGAGAGAGCAGAAAAUGUCUGGCACUCAGGGUCAGGUCAUCAAAUGCAAAGCCGCCGUGUCAUGGGAAGCGGGGAAGCCUCUGGUGAUUGAAGAAGUGGAGGUGGCGCCGCCGCAGAAAAUGGAAGUUCGUUUGAAGAUUCUUUUCACCUCCCUUUGCCACACUGAUGUUUACUUCUGGGAAGCCAAGGGACAAACACCCCUGUUUCCUCGCAUAUUUGGACAUGAAGCUGGAGCAAUCGUAGAGAGCGUAGGUGAAGGCGUCACCGAACUCCAACCUGGUGACCAUGUUCUUCCGGUGUUCACCGGCGAGUGCAAGGAGUGCCGUCACUGUAAAUCAUCGGAGAGCAACAUGUGUGACCUUCUGAGGAUAAACACAGACAGGGGGGUCAUGAUCGGUGAUGGCAAGACGAGGUUUUCCAAGGAUGGGAAACCAAUUUACCAUUUUCUUGGAACUUCAACCUUCAGCGAGUACACCGUUGUCCAUGUUGGCUGUGUUGCCAAGAUUAAUCCAGCAGCCCCACUGGAUAAAGUUUGUGUCCUCAGCUGUGGGAUAUCCACAGGACUUGGUGCUACUCUAAAUGUCGCCAAACCGACCAAGGGUUCAACCGUUGCUGUCUUUGGGUUGGGGGCCGUGGGCCUUGCUGCUGCUGAAGGGGCUCGGAUUUCUGGGGCUUCAAGAAUCAUCGGCAUUGAUUUAAACCCUAAUCGUUUCGAACAAGCAAAGAAGUUUGGCGUAACAGAGUUUGUGAACCCAAAGGAUCAUGACAAGCCUGUUCAAGAGGUGCUAGCUGAGAUGACUGAUGGUGGAGUGGACCGCAGCGUCGAGUGCACUGGCAACGUCAAUGCAAUGAUAUCCGCAUUCGAAUGCGUUCACGAUGGUUGGGGCGUGGCCGUGCUCGUUGGAGUACCGAACAAAGACGAUGCGUUCAAAACUCAUCCGGUCAAUGUGCUGAACGAGAGGACUCUCAAAGGCACCUUCUUCGGCAACUAUAAACCCCGCAGCGACAUCCCGGGAGUGGUUGAGAAGUACAUGAACAAGGAGCUGGAGCUGGAGAAAUUCGUGACGCACAGAGUUGGUUUCUCGGAGAUCAACAAGGCAUUCGAGUACAUGAUGAAAGGCGAGGGCCUCCGCUGCAUCAUCUCCAUGGAUAAUUGAUGACGCCUCAUCACUCUCUGCUUAAAUUGUUACUUUGAUUUUCAAUAACAGUAAUAAUGGUCCGAACAUAUUCUUCAACAUUUGAGUUUAUUUCCGUA
Messenger RNA from Sesamum indicum (sesame), 1400 nucleotides. It is a transcript of the gene ADH1, whose product is annotated as alcohol dehydrogenase 1. Gene Ontology annotation, cellular component: cytosol. Gene Ontology annotation, molecular function: alcohol dehydrogenase (NAD+) activity; S-(hydroxymethyl)glutathione dehydrogenase [NAD(P)+] activity; zinc ion binding. Lineage: Eukaryota; Viridiplantae; Streptophyta; Magnoliopsida; Lamiales; Pedaliaceae. The record is from RefSeq and is a predicted model, not a curated record. Gene Ontology annotation, biological process: formaldehyde catabolic process.